UGUUUGAGCUCUGCGCCUCUAACGGUGGAAGAGUGCCGGAGAUCUGCGCGCUUUCUCUCUCCUCAGAGCCGGUAAUAGGGACGGCAUCCGCGCGUCUUCACGCAGUCAGGAAACGUGUGCGUGUGUGUGCGCGCGCGGAUGUGUGUGCGUGUGUUUGUGUGGGUGUGUGUUCAGGUAAUUUGUUUGAGGUGAGUUAUUUGUAUUGUGGUGAAGAGAAGCGUCCAGGCGUCGCACAGCCCGAGGCACCGGCGCACCUGCGCUUUAACGGCUUACCGGCGUUUAACGGCGGCGCUUCAGCGACGUUCCGACAGACCGCCAGCUGGAAACUGCGAUAUUUCUGCAAGAGGAUGGGGUGUGUGUGUGGUCCCAGUGGGCUGCAGGCUCUCUUAGUGCUCCUCUGUCUCUUCACUGGAUGUGGUCUGAGUGAAGCAGAAACUCUCGUUACUGUGCGCAAAGUAACGCACCUCGCAGUGCAAGAGCCUCUCGCAGGCUCCGCCCUCCUUCCUUGCGUCCACACCCUGCCACUUGGCUCCUCCCACCAGGGUAAGACUCCGCAUUUGCGAUGGACCCGCCUUCAGGGUAACACAGAGACCACUGUGCUCUCACUCAGGAAUGGGGAAGUUCAUGUACAGCGGGCGUACGAAGGUCGGGUCAGUCUGCCGGGGUACCACUCAAACAGCCUGAACGUCUCACUGGCUCUCUCCCAGCUCCGCACCAACGACUCUGGGACCUUUCUCUGCCACGUGAUCCUCGGGGACACUUACGAGCAGGACACUGUCACACUGGAGGUUACAGGGGUUGUGUUUCAUUAUCGCACACUGGCCGAGCCCUACUCUCUGUCAUUUGUGGACGCCGAGCGUGCAUGUGAGCAGAACUCGGCUCAGAUAGCGUCUCCAGAACAACUCUGGGCUGCUUUCCACUCAGGCCUGGACGAGUGCUCGGUCGGCUGGCUCAGCGAUCAGACAGUCAGGUAUCCGAUUCAGAAACCAGAACUGGGCUGCUACGGACACAGCGAAAAUGUGCGAGGAGUGAGGAAUUAUGGGAAGCGAGAUGCCAAUGAGCUGUUUGACGUGUACUGCUUCGCCAGCAUCAUGCAAGGUGAAGUGUUCCCGGUGUCAGCUCCAGGGAAUCUCACCCUGGCCGAGGCCGUGGCUCAGUGCACGGUUCUGGGCGCUCAGCUGGCCACAGUGGGUCAGUUCCAUCUGGCAUGGCGCUCUGGCCUGGAGCACUGUGAACCUGGGUGGCUUGCAGAUGGCAGUGUGAGGUACUCAGUGAUUAAACCCCGUCCUGAGUGUAGGAGUGGAGAACCGGGAGUCUACACUGACUCAUCCACAGAGCUCGCCAACGGGACUGCUAUGUUCAGUGCAUACUGCUACAGAGAAACACAGCAUUCCUCUACUGAGCCACCUGUCCCCCAGCCAUCAAACUGGACCAGUCAAGUGGAUCUGGACACUGAGCCCAUUAUGGUCAGCGAAUUCGUCCCUGAUGAUUAUAUUAUGGCACGUCUCUGUGUAGAGGAUGGCUCCCUAGACUGGAGUAACCAGGAAGAUUCCCCCCAAAAUAGCUGGCAGGACAUCUCUACCCCACUACCUGACAUCACCACUGAGAGGCCCAGAGAGGAAAAUAAGGACAAUGAAGUUACAACAGUUCCCUUGCCAACACCAACCACAGCUCAGAAGAAAGACUCCUUCAGAAAUGCCAUGAGCUCCUGGUGGAAACCCUGGAACUACCUGACAGGAAAUGAUGAAGAGGUGAAGGACACCACUCCGAGUCCUCUUACCACAGUGCCGGGUGUGAUUAGCACUAUGGUCCUCGAAGUGUCUUCAAGCCCAAAGUCUACCGCUUCUCCAGCAUCAGGUCCAGUGUCAUGGUGGUCACAGUCAUGGUUCAACAAAUUUUCCUCAACUGUAGAUAAAACGACUGUAUCCCCUCAGCUUGAGAACACAGAAGCCUCAUCGGCAGUCCCAGUCGAGACCACCAGAGAAGACCUGGACCAAAGCAUGACCACAGCCACAGGAGAUUGGGCAGUGGUGACCGAGGUUCUCCAGCUUGAAAGUAUGACACCUGACUUGGAGAAGGAGGUUGUGCCCUCUGUAAUUUCACUCAAGCAUGACGAAGAAGACAAGGAGAAAGUGAUUGGGCUACCGCAAGAGGAAUUUGGAGAGGACAGGAGGACAGAGGCAGAGGGUAGCUCCUGGGGGGAUGUGGACCUAUCAGAAAGCACCACCAAAACCCUAACAACAGGGCAAGUCUUAACUAGUAUGGCUCCUAGCAUCAAAGGGACUGUAGUUACAACUACACAGCAAGUGGAAGAGAUAACUGCCGCAGAGGCUCGAGGAGAGAUCCAGUAUGAACCCAGGACCAGAGCAAGCCAACCUCACCAAAAAAUAACCACCACGUUUGUCUCAACGACUUUGGCUGGUUCAGAAAGGGAAGCAGGAGCCCAGACCACCUUGAUUCCUGAUCUUCCCACUUCGUCUUCUCAAAGCCUGACAGAAAGAGGAGUCAUCUCUCCCACGGCUUCCGAUGAGCACCAUCUGUCAAUCUUUGGUACCCUGUUGCCUGGCAACCCAGAGAGUGGCCUUGGCAACUCUGAUUCCAGCAGAAACAAUGGAUCUGAAGCUAUGGACAGGUGCAGUUGCUUGCAUGGCGGGACGUGCCUCCCCCAUGACGAGGGCUUCCAGUGUUUCUGCCCACAGGGAUACACAGGAGAGAGCUGUGAAAUCGAUGUAGAUGACUGUCUGUCCAACCCAUGUGAGAACGGAGGAACCUGCAUCGAUAAGGUGGACUCCUUCAUCUGCCUGUGUUUGCCCAGCUACAGUGGAGACAUGUGUGAGAAAGACACUGAAGGCUGUGACCAUGGCUGGAAGAAGUUCCACGGUCACUGCUACAAACUUUUCACCCGCCGGCACACCUGGGAGGACGCAGAGAAGGACUGCAGAGAGCUCAGCGGCCAUCUGACCAGCGUCACCUCCAGCAUGGAGCAGGACUUCCUCAACGGCCUGGGCCAUGAUAAUGUGUGGAUUGGGCUGAACGACAGAACAGUGGAGGAAGAUUUCCAGUGGACUGAUAACAUGGACCUGGUAUAUGAGAACUGGCGCGAGAACCAGCCGGAUAAUUUCUUUGCAGGUGGAGAAGAUUGUGUAGUGAUGAUCUCUCGAGAGGAUGGCAAGUGGAACGAUGUGCCUUGUAACUACAACCUGCCCUACAUCUGCAAGAAGGGCACAGUGAUGUGCGGCACUCCUCCUGCUGUGAGAAACACGUAUCUUGUGGGUCGGAGGCGGGCGCACUACGACAUCCACUCAGUGGUGCGUUACCAGUGUACUGACGGCUUCUUCCAGAGACACAUCCCGACGGUGCGCUGCCGACCCGAUGGCACCUGGGAGAGGCCCAGGAUCGUCUGCACCAAGUCACGGAGGUCUCACCGUUACCGCCGGCAACAUCAUAGAUAUCACCACGAGCACCGGCGACACCGCAGACACGGCUCUGGCCACAGGGGGCGGGACUAGAGCCACCACUCGUCGCCUACAGGUCUCUGUGUGAUAUCACUUCCUUUAAUGGAAGUGAAUGGGCCUUCAAGGACAGAUAUGGUCAUACCUUUUUUCCCCCCUUACUCUUUCUCUUUUCCUAGAGUCUUUCUCUUCUUUCAAAGAAUGUGUUUUGACUCAUCCUUUCUCUGUACAUGUUUUCUUCGCUUUGGAUUUAGUUACAAUGUUCAUUUCCAUCUCGCUAAAAAAGGAAACUGACUCUUCUAGCUUCGCCGCUAAUAUACAACCUAGUCGUGGGUGUUUACUAAAAUUCUUGGAUAUGAUGAUUGCAGGUCAUGUUCUCCUAAGUAUGUCAUUAACCUGUGUGUUUGAAGCAGGUUUAUGCCUUCAUAGGACGUUUGUAUUAAUUAUUGUUGUAGGAGCAGAAUGUUCUCAUAGGUCUUGCUGAGUAUCUGUUUGAUUAGAGUUCUGUAUAUCUACUUUGUAGUGCAAUAAUAAAUUCUUUAAUCAAUGUCACCCAAACCUCCCAGAAAUGACACGUUGUCAUAUUACUCUAUUGGCGAUGCCUGUAUAUAUUACAGUGAACAAUAAUCAGUCCUUGUUAUGGCAUAAUAAAUGAUUUUUUUUAUUCAUAAUUUUUCACAAGAACCAAUGUGUAAGGUUGCAGAUGUACAAAGUUGAAAAAAAAAAAAGAAAAACGUCUCCACACAAAUCUCUGAGCAUCACAAUGUUUCAAAGAGUUUGCUUUUUCUGUCUUACUGUUUUUUUCAUAACCGCCCCAAAACAGAUGGAGGAUUGUUACAUUUCACUAAAAUUUAGAAAAGAAAGUAGACAGAAAGGAACCACUAUUAAUAAAUGAUUACAAGUUUCUCUUCUGCAAUCACAGUAUUUAGCACCCUUCCAAUCCACUGCAGUGUUAAUUAAAAAGUCGUUUGCUAAAAAAAAAGACAGUUCAAAUUAGCACAUUACAUCUAAUUAAUGUAUCUUGGCGCAUAUUUUAUGAAUUACCACUUUGUUUUACUGUUAAAGGUGUUGAAAUGCAAAGCAAUAUUUGUUUAUUUGGCUGACACAUGAGUUUGUACGUUGAGUUAUGUAGUUAAAAAUGUGCUAAGGUGCUGGAACUGAAAGCGUAGUGGGAAUGCCAUUUCUUUCCUCAAAAAGAAUGAGCAUACUAGAAGAUGAAAAAACAAGGAUGCUAAAGUACACGUUUAAAUCCUACUCGAGGUGAACUCUGACACAAUGAUACAACAGGGACCAAUACAGUGGAAUCCAAAAGUCUGAGACCACAUUGAAAAUCUGGGUUUUUUUUUUUCAUUUAAAAUUAGAAAUAAACAGAAGGCUUUACAAUUUUGAAACAUUUAAAACAAAGAAAGUACAUGUUUAAUAUUUUGAAUAUUUAAUAUUCAAGAUUUUGCACUAAGUCCCUCUUUAAAUGGAUGCAAAUAUGUGACCAUGUUAUCUGCUUUGUCCAAAAGGUCAGAUUUUCCUCAUGCCUAAUCUCUUCUAUUGAAGCAUGUGUUCAGACAACACUUUGAUGGAUUUGAUCUAAAAUGGAUCAUAAGGUUUUACUUGCAGAGUCCAUGCUAGCUCGAGAGCACACUGUCAUUAAAGCAGAAAGGGGAAAGAAUCAAAAACUAAGAAAGAUUUUACUUUUCACUCAAGCUGUUGUCAAUAAUAUCAUUUGUAAUGAAAAUCGUUGUAUUAAAUUAGAAAUUUUCACUAGUGCUCUCAGACUUUUGGACCCCAUUGUAAAUCACUAGCCGUGAAAAUAUAGAACAUGUAAAUCACUCCUGUCAACAUAUAGAGAGAAAAUAAGACUCAAAUAAUAGCUUUUACAUGUUCAUUUCCCUAGGUAUUAAUGCACGUAACUAGCUAACUAGCUCACCAUACGUUAUUACAUUCUAGCCUGAGCAUUUUACCUGCCUAGUGGGCUAGCUACUGAAUUUAUGAUUUGUCCACCACCUGUACAAUGGCCAAUUGUAUAUAUUUAUCUCAUAUAGUCUUGAGGAGGCAAAAUCUUCUUUAGUUUUGCACUGGAGCUGUGCAGCUAAUGUAGCUAACAAGUAAUGACGCUUAUGGCCACCGUUUGCAUGCGGUUUUUGACACUGUAUGACCUUCUGACACCACCACCAUUGUAGGAAAUGUGGAGGUUGUCCUGACCAUGGGGCAAGUGAUGGCCCAGGGGCUCAAUUUGCCCUUUCUGACCAAAAUAUGUUGGGUACAAUGUAGGUUCGUCCCUAUUUCAAGCGUUAUAUAUGGCCUGUGAACUGGUAUAAAGGAUAUAAAUCAAAAUUCAGCUGUUUUAAACCCAGAAUCGGUCGUAGUUUUGGGGGUGGGUGGAGGUAGGAGGCUGAGUAAUUCUGAUGUUAUAUGAAAAUCUUUACACAUAAAUGGUACUACUUAUCCAUACAAGUGGUCAUACACUCCUAGAACAUGUACUCAUACAGAAUCUGAGCACUAAUCUUGUCUUGGCGGAGGUAAGUCAAAAUUUUGUGCAAACCAAACGCAAGUCUGUCAUGUGACAUUCCUUUCACAAUUUUCUGCACAUCUCGCAGCUAUAUUGAGACUUUUCUUACUAAUUCUCCACGUCUGAUCUGACAGUAUAGACAUGAUACAAACAUCUGAAGGUACAUCAUGAGCUGAUUUUCCAGAGAUAUGAGACAGAUUUAGAAUAAAGGAGCUUUCUUGGAAAAGAUGUCUUCUUGUUUGAUCAUUAAAGCACACGCUGAAGCACAGCUGGCUCCUUAUUCCCUCGUAUUGUAUGAAAUAAUAGCUUCUACACCUACAACGCUGUGCAAAAGUCUUAGGCACCCUAUUUUUUUUUAGUACAAAAUUGUUAUAGAUUUUUAUUUUAUGACUUCUACAUUAUCAUGUUAGUACAAAGCAUUUUAGAUUUCCAAACAUUAGUGUUCCAGCACAAAAUGAAAUGUUACAGAAAAAUUUUGUAUGUCAGUAAAGAAAGCAGCAGAUUACAUAAGAGACACUUUUAAGACAAAAAACAGAAUGAAGGCUGCUGGGUUUUGCUGCAAAAAUAAGAAGCGAGUCGACAGUCAAGGUCUCCAGAAGAACUUUGACUGGUUCUGCAAGAUGCUCAGUAACACUUACAGCUCAUUUCCUUAUAAAACUGCACACACUGUACCUGAGACUACUUUUUAAAAAAAAAAAAAAAAGACAAAAGGCAAAGGGUCAUCAAACCAAAUAUUGAUUUUGUUUCAUUUAUUACUGUUUAAUGCUUGUUAUAGUAUUAUUUUAAUGUAGAAACAUUUAAUGUCAUUAUUUUUGAAGCCAUCUUUACUCUACAGCAUUUCUUUGCCUGUGCCUAAGACUUUUGCACAGAACUGUGUGUCCAAUAACCAGUUGGUAUUCAGUCAAAAUACUGUAUGUACUAUAUGCAUUCUCCUUCAUGCAAUUAUUUAAUCAGCCAGUCAUGUGGCAGCAGCACAAGACUUCAACUCAUGCAGAUACAGGUUGAGCUUCAGUUGAAGAUAGGAAAAAUGUCGCCUGAUCUUUUUCCAAUCUUCAACUGUCCAGUUUCGUUGCUAUAGUGCCCACUGUAGUGUCAGAUUUCUGGGCUUACCUGACAGGAGUGGAAAACGAUGUGGUCUUCUGCUGUUGUAGUCCAUCCACCUCAAACAUGAGAUGCUUUUCUGCUCACCACGGUUGGACAGAGUGGUUAUUUGAGUUUCUGUAGCCUUCCUGUCAGCUGAAACCAGUCUGGCCAUUCUCCUCUGACCUCUCUCAUUAACAAGGCGUUUGCACCCAUAAAAUUGCCGUUCACCGAAUGUUUUUUUUUUUUUGCACCAUUCUGUGUAAACUUUAGAGACCGCUGUGCAUUAAAAUCCCAAGAGCCGUUUCUAUAAUACUCAUAUCAGUCCAUCUGGCCUACAAAUUGGUACAUUUUAAAUUCCAAUUGUAAUGGCACAUUUCUCAUCCCAUCUUAUGUAGUGCACCAUAUGUGUAUUAGUGAGCCAUAUGGGAUCCAGGCAGUGUGUAAUUGGAAGUGUAGGAGUGUGUGAUUCCAGACCUUGUUAAAGCAGGAAGACCCAGUGUGAAAAAAAAUCAUCUUAAAUAUUGGUGAAUUUAUAUAAUGUUUCUUAUUAUGAGAUUAAUAUAAGUAAGUGUAAGAUUAUUGAAGCCAUUUCUAAACAUAUUUAAUAAUCAAGUUUGAAAUUGUUCAGUGGCAGAAAAAUUUGCCUCUUUCUAAAAAUAAAUGCUAGAAAUAAUUAAAUCUGCUUAUUUCUAGGCUUUUUUUGUAACUUAAAAUGAGCAAAUGAGGCAUAAUAAUUUAAUUCUAAUCUCAUAAUAAGAAAUAUUAGGGAAAAAAAUCUUUUUUUUCACUUUUAUAUCUUUCUUAUGAGAUUUUAAUGGUUUCUUUUAGCAUGCACCAAUUUGUAUGAGGGUGUGUUGUGCAUAAUUAUGGGUUUCAUGCUACCCUGUGUGUGUGUGGGUGCAUAGUCAACUAUUUGGUUUGUUUCUUGUUUGUUUUUUGUUCAUCACCAUUUUUAGACCUGCAUUAACCAAUUCAGACUCAGACAUGUUAUAACAUUAGCAUUCAUCCAAUAGUAACUUCAUAACCUAACACAUUGUGGAUGUUCUGUUUCCGAGUGUCUGUUCAUAAACUCUACACGUGACUUAUUCUCUAAAAUUAGCUUGUUGUCUUCUUACUUGGAUUCACUGUGUUUCUUUAUAACAUGUAUAUGUUAGACGAAAAGAGUCCAACACAUAUUAUAGCUGUUAUUGAUCCAUGUUGCGUUUUUAUUCCUCUAACUGACUUUUGGUUUGUACAUCGUGAUCUGUUAUUGUACUUCUGUUUUAAAGAACCUUUGUACCGACCUCAGAGCUCGCAAUCUGAAAAACCCUCCCUGAUGAACUGUGUGUAAUAUUUCAGACAGAUGUCUCAGUACCAACCAGCAGAGGUUUCGUAAUUACCAUAUAGCGAGCUUCUGGAAUUUUCAUCACAUAAAUUCAUUUAAAACAGGUAACGUUGGGAGAUAUUUAUGAAUGUACUGUAAUUAGAUGAUGAUGGAGUUUGAGAGGACAAGUUGGAUUUGGUUUCUGAGAUAUUUAAUGUGUCCACUAUUUGGUGUUCUUAUGACUUCUCGUUGCUGUGUUUUGUUCUUUAUUAAACUGGAAACAGACAAACAAUAAAACUGAUUGCCUCAGUACUA
This is a messenger RNA of Pangasianodon hypophthalmus (striped catfish), 8656 nucleotides long. It is a transcript of the gene ncana, whose product is annotated as neurocan a. The record is from RefSeq and is a predicted model, not a curated record. Gene Ontology annotation, biological process: cell adhesion. Lineage: Eukaryota; Metazoa; Chordata; Actinopteri; Siluriformes; Pangasiidae. Gene Ontology annotation, molecular function: hyaluronic acid binding; calcium ion binding. The coding region runs from base 348 to 3509 and encodes 1053 amino acids. The transcript is spliced from 15 exons.